AUGGCUCCAAAAGAAGACUGGGAGAAAUAUAAGGCUCCCGUAGAAUCCGACGAUGAUAAUAAACUGAAGGAUGACAAGUCAAUUCCAUUAACUGAAGGUGACAUUCAAGUAUUAAAGACAUAUGGUGCUGCUCCAUAUGCUGCAAAACUUAAGGAAACAGAGAAGGAUUUGAAGGAGAUUGAACAACGAAUCAAGGAAAAAUCUGGUAUUAAAGAGAGUGACACUGGUCUUGCUCCGUCACAUCUUUGGGAUAUUAUGGGUGACAGACAAAGGUUAAGUGAGGAACAUCCACUACAAGUUGCUCGUUGCACAAAAAUCAUAAAAAGUAGUGCUUCUAAUGAGGUUUCUGAUGAGUCCGCUGUUAACGGUGCUAAUACUACAAACUCAGCAACUACUGGCUCAGGAAACGAUGGAGACGCUGAAGGUGAUGAUGACGAAGAUGCCAAAUACGUGAUUAACUUGAAGCAAAUCGCAAAAUUUGUCGUAGGGUUGGGUGAGAGAGUCUCUCCCACAGACAUAGAAGAAGGUAUGAGAGUUGGUGUUGAUAGAUCCAAAUAUCACAUAGAAUUACCAUUACCACCCAGAAUCGAUCCUUCAGUUACAAUGAUGACUGUGGAAGAAAAACCAGAUGUUACAUAUAGUGAUGUGGGUGGUUGUAAAGAGCAAAUAGAAAAGCUACGAGAGGUUGUUGAAUUACCGCUAUUAUCCCCCGAAAGAUUUGCCACAUUAGGUAUAGAUCCACCAAAGGGUAUUUUAUUAUAUGGACCUCCAGGUACAGGUAAGACUUUAUGUGCAAGAGCUGUGGCUAACAGAACAGAUGCCACAUUCAUUAGAGUUAUCGGUUCCGAAUUAGUUCAAAAGUAUGUUGGUGAAGGUGCUCGUAUGGUUAGAGAACUAUUUGAAAUGGCCAGAACAAAGAAAGCCUGUAUAAUAUUUUUUGAUGAAAUUGAUGCAGUUGGUGGUGCCAGAUUCGAUGAUGGUGCAGGUGGUGAUAAUGAAGUGCAAAGAACAAUGUUAGAACUGAUUACACAACUAGAUGGUUUUGAUCCUCGUGGUAACAUUAAGGUGAUGUUUGCUACCAACAGACCCAACACUUUAGAUCCAGCUCUAUUAAGACCAGGUAGAAUUGACCGUAAAGUCGAGUUUUCACUUCCUGAUCUGGAGGGUCGUGCUAACAUCUUCCGUAUCCACUCAAAGUCUAUGAGCGUUGAACGUAAUAUAAGAUGGGAACUGAUUUCAAGACUAUGUCCAAACUCUACUGGUGCAGAACUAAGAUCAGUAUGCACAGAGGCUGGAAUGUUUGCAAUCAGGGCUAGAAGGAAAGUGGCUACAGAAAAAGAUUUCUUGAAAGCUGUCGAUAAAGUCAUCAACGGCUACAAGAAGUUUAGUUCAACAUCUCGCUACAUGCAAUACAACUAG
This is a messenger RNA of Nakaseomyces glabratus, 1419 nucleotides long. RefSeq names its product proteasome regulatory particle base subunit RPT1 (gene RPT1). Gene Ontology annotation, cellular component: proteasome regulatory particle, base subcomplex. The record is from RefSeq and is a predicted model, not a curated record. Gene Ontology annotation, molecular function: ATP binding; ATP hydrolysis activity; proteasome-activating activity. NCBI's taxonomy places the organism in Eukaryota, Fungi, Ascomycota, Saccharomycetes, Saccharomycetales, Saccharomycetaceae. Gene Ontology annotation, biological process: proteasome-mediated ubiquitin-dependent protein catabolic process.